CAUAGUUUUUUAAUCCAUUUAGUAAAAAAAACAUUUAAAUAAUUAAAUUGACACACAUGCUUGCUGUUACCCAGGGUUGCGGGUAAGGAACACAUACUCUCAAAAAAUACAGUUGCAUUGGUCUAAAAGGUACACACUGUACCUUAGAAGUACAUAUCUGAUCCUAAAUGGUACAUAUUAGGACCUUUUCAAAAGGUACCUUUUUUUCUGAGAGUGAAUAGUUUGAAUUUAACAAAAAAGUGAGACAGCAGGGCUGUGAGUUAAAGCGAAAGGAUGGGAGAAAUAUGGGUGGGAUGGACAAGAUGGGGCUGAAGUAGUUUGUGGUACUGGGAAAGAGGGAGGGGACAAGAGAGAUAAAUCUACAGUACAAAUAGCCACACAUGACCAUGCCAUGUGACUUCCUUCUAGCUCUGUCUUUUGUGUGUGUUUGUCUGCGUUGUGGUCCACCAUGAGCCACUAUUAUGCCUCCUCCUCAUCCUCUUACCGACGAGCAUUCGGGGGCCCAGUGACCAAACACCACCCAUGUCCUGUGCCACCGUUGGCCGGGCUUCUGGGGUCUACGAGUCUACGAGGUCAGCAAAUCCUCCACUUCAUCUCUGGGAAUUUCCGGUUACAAAGUCCUACCUACAGUAUGCCCAACCUGUCUGUGGGCUAUACCCGGUCUUACGGCGGGAUGGGCGAGACACUGGACUUCAGUCUGGCAGACAUGCUCAACCAAGAGUUCCAAACGCGCACCAACGAGAAAGUUGAGCUGCAGCACCUAAAUGACCACUUUGCCAUCUACAUCGAGAAGGUUCGCAUGCUGGAACAGCAGAAUCAGGGUUUGGUGGUCAAGGUGGAGAAGCUGAGGGGCCGGGAGCCCACUCAUAUCUCAGACCUGUAUGAGGAAAAAACUGAAAAUGAGGUAAAAUGGGGACAAAGAGAACCUAUACAUGUUGAAAAGGGAAUAUGAUACAAAUCUAAAUAUAUACUGCUGCAUAAGCGAAUUGAGCAGGAAACCGCACUGAAAGAGGAUGCAGAGAAUAAUUUGGCUGCAUUCAGAGCAGACGUAGAUGCCGCCACCUUGGCCCGCCUGGAUCUGGAAAGACGUAUCGAGACUCUCCUGGAAGAGAUUGCUUUCCUCAAGAAGAUCCACGAGGAGGAAAUCCGUGAGUUGCAGGCACAGAUGCAGGAGACUGCAGUCCAGAUCCAGAUGGAUAUGUCUAAACCAGACCUGACAGCUGCUUUAAGGGACAUUCGGGCACAGUACGAGGGCAUCGCUGCAAAGAAUAUCGCUGAGGCUGAGGAGUGGUGUAUGUCAAAGGUGAGAAUCUGGAAAUAAAUGCAUAGCUUUGUCCAGAUAUCAACCCAGUGAUCUUUGUCUACUGUACUUUGAUCACCAGGUGACAGACCAGUGAGCAAAAAUAAUGACGCUCUGAAACAGGCCAAGCUGGAGACCAUGGAGUACAGACACCAGAUCCAACCCUACACCUGUGAGAUCAACUCGUGAUGCAUCUGGUUGUAUUUUUCUAACUAGUCUCUCAUGAGACAAAUGAGAGAUAUGGAGGAUCGUCACGGUCGAGAGGCUGGUACUUUCCAGGAUACAAUUGCCAGGAUGAAGACGGAGAUUGCAAACAUGAAGGACGAGAUGGCACGUCACCUGCGAGAAUACCAGGACCUGCUCAAUGUUAAAAUUGCCUUGGAUGUGGAGAUUGCCACCUACAGGAAGCUUUUGGAGGGAGAGGAGAGCAGGAUUGUGAUGUCUAUGCAGGCCUAUUCUACUAUAAGCUUUAGAGGUGGUGAGCGAAUCUACACAGCACCAGCAGGACAUCAUGUAAACAUCUUACCAGGAGCAUCAAAAACACAAAACCUAAAUAAAAGUUUUUGGACAGUUAUCAUAUUCUGCACUUUCUUUACACCACGCAUUUUGGUAAAAUGAGCACAUUUGCAUGAGUGGGAUGAAAAGAGGUCACUUAUCGAAUCUGUGUUUUAAAUAUGCUGUUUUCUGUCAGAUUGAAAUGAUGUAAGACAGACUAGUUUUUCUUUGUUUUGGAUAAAGCAUAAAAUGGAAACACAGAAGGUAGAAAGUAUGCAGGAAGGUGAAGAUGGGGUUUAAAGGGAGAUGUUUGGUAAUAGGAAACAAGUAAGCUAAGAUAAAAGGAGAGAA
Messenger RNA from Paramisgurnus dabryanus, 2146 nucleotides. The record is from RefSeq and is a predicted model, not a curated record. Lineage: Eukaryota; Metazoa; Chordata; Actinopteri; Cypriniformes; Cobitidae.